AUGUUUAAUGAUCAAAAUUUAGAGAAUUCUACACAAAAUUAUAUGGAUCCAAAUUAUAAUAUGUCUCAUCUAAUGAAUCAAUAUAUUUAUAAUACAAAUUAUAAUGUGAAUAUAUAUCAAAAUUAUAUUUAUCCAUUUGGUACAUUUGAAAAUGAAAAUGCUACAUCAGUAAUUAAUUUAGGAAUUCGACAAGCAGAUGAAAAAAAUAUUGAAAAUUUUCUCUUAGAAAUUAAUCAAUCUAAUAAUAUAAAUGACCAGAGAAAUAUAUGCAGAAAAUCUAAAAUUGCAAUAAUUAAAAAUGCUAUAACAUCUGCAUAUAAAUUAAACGAGAAAUUAAAAAUAAUUUGUGCAGAAUUUAAGAAUAGCCAACAUUUGAUGGAAGAUGAAUGGCAACAGAAAAUAAAUAUUUGUAAUGCAGCAAAGGAAGAAAUUGUUCAAUUAUUAGAACCUAUUAAAGAUCAAAAUUUUUUAAAUCAAUUAAAAAAAGAUUUAGAAAAACGAAAAAAAAAGAGAUUAAGAGAAAAAAUUAAAAAAGAGAAAUGGAAAAAUGAAAAAAUAAUAAAAAUGGAAAAAAGAGCAAGAAUGCAUACACAGAUUGAUUUAUGGAUUAGGAAAGAACAAGCCGUAAUAGAUAAAGAAAAGCAAGAAGAAAAUUUACGUAAAGAUGCUGAUAUGGUUUUAUUUGAUGUUAGAGGGAAAAAAAUUGAUGCUAGGAAAUAUCUUGGAUUGUUACAAGAAUUACGAAAUUUGCGUAAUGUUAAAGCUAAUAUUGCCAGAGCAAGAGGAGAACAUUUAUCUUCAGCAGCUGAUGAAGCAUUUAAUAAUAUUAUUGCAAAAUUAACAGAACAAUGGUCAAUGCUUGAUCGUGAAUAUUCUACAGAAGAACAAGGUCUAAAAUUAAUGUUAAAGAAUGAUAAUGAAAAGAAAAUUGAAAAACAAAAGAAAAAUCUUUUUGAUGAAUGGGAAAAAGUAUUAUUUGGAAGAAAAAUAACAUUUGAUCAAUACAAUUCAGACUUAACUAAUUUUGUUUCCAUAAGAACUGCUUGGGAUAAAUAUAUAAGUUCAGAUAAUGAUGCAUUUGCAAUACCAAUUGGAUGGAUAAUGCCUGAUAAACCAUCCUCAGCUGCCUGGCAAAAAUGUCUCAAAAAAAUUACGUGAAAUAAAGUAAUUAUGUACAUCUGUAGAUUCUAGUAUAAAAAUAGAUAAAAUUUGAUUUGAUACAUGUUUUAAUAAUUUAUGCUAUAGGAAUACAUAUUAUAUGCAUUUAAGUGAUGUAAAUUAAGAAGAAUGAAAUUCUCUGGUCUAUUGUAUUUUAAAUAUUUAUAUCCAUAAUAAACAUUUUUAGAAUUAAAAA
This is a messenger RNA of Apis cerana (Asiatic honeybee), 1354 nucleotides long. Its product is annotated as programmed cell death protein 7. The record is from RefSeq and is a predicted model, not a curated record. Gene Ontology annotation, cellular component: U12-type spliceosomal complex. Lineage: Eukaryota; Metazoa; Arthropoda; Insecta; Hymenoptera; Apidae.